Lachnellula hyalina is the source of this 1080-nucleotide messenger RNA. Its product is annotated as Nucleoporin. The coding region runs from base 1 to 1080 and encodes 359 amino acids. The transcript has 3 exons. Lineage: Eukaryota; Fungi; Ascomycota; Leotiomycetes; Helotiales; Lachnaceae. Gene Ontology annotation, cellular component: nuclear pore. Gene Ontology annotation, molecular function: ubiquitin binding; RNA binding. Gene Ontology annotation, biological process: RNA export from nucleus; transcription-dependent tethering of RNA polymerase II gene DNA at nuclear periphery. The record is from RefSeq and is a predicted model, not a curated record.
AUGUCAGGACUCUUCGGAAGCCAGAGCAGCACUGCGAGUCAAGCAAAUACUCUGGGAGAUCUUUCUAAAGACGUAGCUCUUAACCAGCCACCAAGUGACAGCGUAUCCGACCUCGCCUUCUCGCCGCGCAGCGAGCAUCUGGCUGUAGCUUCGUGGGAUAAUAAGGUCCGGAUCUACGAGAUUACGCAGAAUGGAGGAAGUGAGGGGAAGGCUGUUAUUGACCAUGAGGGCCCGGUGUUGAGUUGUCACUGGUCUAGUGAUGGUAAGCAAGUCGUUGGAGCAGGAGCCGACAAAGCUGCCCGAUUGCUUGACCUGGGAUCUGGAGCGAGCGUUUCACAACAAGUCGCUGCGCACGACCAACCUAUUCGAUCCGUACGGUUCUUCGAUGCCCCAAACUCGAACGCGCAAAUGAUUGUUACGGGAUCUUGGGAUAAGACUAUCAAGUAUUGGGAUUUGCGCUCGUCGACUGCGGUCGCUACCGUGCAAUGCCAGGAGCGAGUCUAUACCCUGGAUGUGCAGAAGAACCUGUUGGUUGUUGGCACUGCGGACCGCUAUAUCAACGUUAUUAACUUGAGUGAGCCGACGAAGUUUUAUAAGACUUUGCAGAGCCCAUUGAAGUGGCAGACCAGAGUUGUUAGCUGCUUUCCAGACGCCAGUGGUUUCGCUGUAGGAAGUAUCGAGGGUCGAUGUGCAAUCCAAUAUGUUGAAGACAAGGACGCCAGCUCCAAUUUCUCCUUUAAAUGUCACCGCGACCCCCCAUCUAACAACAUGACGAACGUUUACUCCGUCAACGCCAUCUCUUUCCACCCCGUCCACGGCACCUUCAGCACCGCCGGCUCAGACGGUACAUUCCACUUCUGGGACGGAGUAGCCAAGCACAGGCUAAAGGGCUACCCAACCGUCGGCGGCACCAUCUCAGCAACCGCGUUUAACAACACCGGUGGCAUCUUUGCGUAUGCUGUCAGUUACGAUUGGAGUAAAGGCUAUGCCGCCAACACCCCGCAAUAUCCGAACAAGAUCAUGAUGCACCCUGUAACACCUGAAGAGUGCAAGCCUAGACCGAGUGUGAAGAAGCGGUAG